GACGGGUAAUCAAGUUUGCACUCCCCCAAUUAUCCAGAAACUGCUGUUAUUUCAGGACACCAUCGUCUUUGACAGAACACAAACACAUGGGUUGGGUUUAAGAGUCUCACCAGCAAGCUGCAAAACCCAAACAAUGUUGUCUCUGGUGUCUUCGUCAUCAACACCAUCCUCAUCUUCUUCACUUUCUCAAUUCCACCAAACAUGCUUUCUUCCAUUCUUACCCCAACGCCUACUCCUUAACAGUAGUAUUUGGCAGAAAAGCCCUUCUGAGGAAUUUCAUUUCAGUACAAUAAAGUGCAGACUUGCUAGGGUUAAAGACCCUCCUCCACCGAGCCCUGAUAAUUUGAUAAAGGAACCUCACAAGUACUUUGAUCAGGUUAUGGUCACAGUUCGUGCUGGUGAUGGAGGUCAUGGUGCAGUUCUUACUAUGCCUACCCCAAAAGCUCCUUCCAAAUCACAUACGAAAUAUGAUAAGGGGAAGACAAGGAAGCGAGUUUCAUUCAAACGAGAUUUUGAUGGUUCACUUAUCCUUCCGAUGGGUGGUCAUGGCGGGGAUAUUGUAAUCUAUGUAGAUGAGGGCAGGGAUACGUUACUUGAGUUCCACAAAAAGAGUCGAUUCAGUGCAAAACGUGGAGGGAAUGUUGAUGCUAUGAGUAUUUUGACAUCUCAUCUAAGCAAUGGAUCUGCUGGCCCAUCAUUACGUAUUCCGGUACCCCCAGGGACGGUUGUAAAACAUAAACGAGGGAAGUUUUUGGCUGAUCUGGCACGCCCGGGUGAUGAAAUUCUUGUUGCAAGGGGUGGACAAGGAGGGAUCAGCUUAUUGGAAAUGCCAGACCACAAAAAAAAGAAAAUGAUGACUAUGACAUCAAAUGUAAUGAGAGAUGAAAGUGAUAAGGUUCUACUUCUUGGUCAGCCUGGGGAGGAAGUUAGUUUGCAGUUGAUACUAAGAGUAGUAGCUGAUGUCGGGCUUGUUGGACUUCCAAACGCUGGAAAGUCUACCUUACUGGCAGCCACUACCCUUGCCAAACCUGAUAUUGCUGAUUAUCCAUUCACAACCUUGAUGCCCAAUCUUGGACGCCUCGAUGGAGACCCUAGUUUAGGUGCAGGAAAAUAUUCAUCUGAAGCAACAUUAGCUGAUCUGCCUGGUCUUAUUGAAGGUGCACAUCUGGGAAAGGGUCUUGGCCGCAAUUUCUUGAGGCACCUGAGAAGAACUCGAUUAUUAGUCCAUGUGGUGGAUGCUGCUGCAGACGAUCCUGUAAACGACUACAGGACUGUUAAAGAAGAAUUGCGUAUGUACAAUCCUGAUUAUCUCGAAAGACCUUCCAUUGUGGUACUAAAUAAGAUCGAUAUUCCUGAGGCAUUUAACAAGCUUCCGUAUUUGAAGGAAGAAAUAAUGAGAAUAGGAAGUGAUGAGCCAAGUGCUCAAGUUGAUUUGAACUCUGAAGAUACACUUCAAUCACCUUCCUCAUCUAAUAUGGAACAAAAAGAUAAUCUCUCUUCAGAGAUCUCUGAGAAGGCUAGAAGAAUCAAAGAAAUUGAGGAAUAUCCCCGUCCAAAUGCUGUUGUGGGGGUCAGUGUUUUAAAAGGAACUAAUAUCAAUGAAAUGCUGAAGGAAAUAAGGGCGGCCUUGCGCAAAUGUAGUGAUCCCAAUGAAGUGUUAAACAAGUAGAGCAAUAUCAUGAGAAUCAUUCAUAUGUUCGUCUUAGAAUAUAUAUCUGUUUGUCCUCUCCCUCUGAGAUCUAGCAAAUACGAACAGAUCAAGGAACACAAAUGAUAUAUGUUUAACUAUUUAUUUUGAUUAGAUGGCAUCAAUGGCAGGUCAUGCAUUUACAAUA
Daucus carota subsp. sativus is the source of this 1835-nucleotide messenger RNA. Its product is annotated as probable GTP-binding protein OBGC2. Gene Ontology annotation, molecular function: GTPase activity; GTP binding. Gene Ontology annotation, cellular component: mitochondrion. The transcript has 10 exons. The record is from RefSeq and is a predicted model, not a curated record. Bases 134 to 1669 code for a protein of 511 amino acids. Lineage: Eukaryota; Viridiplantae; Streptophyta; Magnoliopsida; Apiales; Apiaceae.